AAACUUAUUUCUACUUGUUUUGAAGGGAAAGGGUCACCACACUGCAACAACAGGCCUUGAUUUCGAUCCUCACUUUUUUUUAGCUGAAAAUAUUUCCCAUUUUCAGAAUUUAAGCUGCACAAAGAAGUGUAAACACGCGCGCUGUUUUAGCUGAGCCGAACUGUCAUGGCGGGUCACGACACAGCCACCGGAAUGCGGAAUUUUUGAGAACAAUAAUUAUUGUCGGCAUGGAAGUACAAAAGGUUAAGGAUAUAUUAUAUAUUUUAUGCUCCGUAAGGGUGAUACAUGAAAGUUUUCUUGUAUUUCUACACAUCUGGAGAUCUAACGAAGCAUAGUUUUGCCGUCAAAACGAACUGAAUGACCAACUUCGCGGAAGGAGAAGAGGAAAGGCAACUUCAUUUUGCAUAAACCCGCUGGUUACAAAUGGAAGACAAAACCGGCUCAAAACAAGAAGACAAAAAAGAAUACUGUGGGGGAAAUGGUUAUUGUCUGAUCGACGAGAGAACUCUAAAUUUACUUUUAUAUGGCUCCCGCGAAGUCAGAGUUAUAGACGUGCAGAAACUAAAACGGAAGGUUGAAGAUGAACAAGGAGGUUCGUCUUCCAAAAAACAGAACAAUACCGAUGACCAUGAGAAGCCUCGGCUCACAAACGCCAUUAGAUCAUUCCCGGAUGAAGUGCAUCUCUGUAGAUCGAGUAUUCCUGGUGCUGGUUAUGGAGUGUGCGCGAAAGAGCACAUUCCGCUGGGCACAUGGAUAGGACCGUAUGAAGGAAGCCGCCUGCCCGCCCGAAAUUUUCCUUCAAAUUAUGAAACAGGAUAUCUAUGGGAGAUCUACAAAGAUGGCCGCCUAAGUCACUAUAUUGACGGACGCGAUGAAGACAACUCCAGCUGGAUGCGAUUCAUUCAAUGCGCACGUCAUGUAAAGGAGCAGAAUCUAUACGCUUUUCAAUACUGUGGCAACAUUUUUUACCGGGCGUUUAAGGAGGUCCCCCCCGGGACAGAAUUGCUGGUUUGGUACGAUGAAAAAUAUCCACAAUUUCUUGGAAUUCCUCUUGGUAUACAGGACUAUGAAUUCUUCAGAGAAUCUGUGUCAUCUUCCAAUACCCAAAGCUCUCCAGUCUGCAGUUCCGCCAGUUUGUUUGUUGACCCAGUGACACGGUAUCCAAAAGCCCACGGUUUUCAAGAAUCACAUGAUAAUCCUAAUACGGGUAGUUUUAGAUUCCCUUUACCACGUGAGCCACCUCCACGCUUCGUACGCCCCUCAAGCAGUGCGGGUAAUGUUUUCCCGCGAGACAAGCUUGGCACUUCUGGAAUUAGAGGUGGUCCUAGUUUUGCUGCAGGCUCAGUUGAAAGUAAAAUGAUUGAGACAGAUUUAACCGCAACGACAACAGUUGAUGGACAAUUUUUCAGGAACUUUUCGCAAAUACCUGCGCCCAGUGGUAACAAUUUUUAUUCGCCGCAAAUAAAGAACAAGGACUCGCAAGAAAAAGUUGUGAAAACUGAAAAUUCAACCCGAGGGUAUAUGUCUGAUAAACAUUGGGAACGGCAAAGAGAUGAGGAUCCCUUGUCUAAUAACGAAAGAAGACUUCCAGCAAAAAUAAACGCUCUGCGUGAAAUGCCGCCAUUACAAUUCUUCGAUAAUGAUCAAAAACAUUCUCCUCGCACGAAUGAAGUUCAAGCUCUCAAGCGAAAUGGAGAUGGAGUGAAGAGUGUAAUGCCAGCGCUUCGUCCUGCUAUGCCUCCGCUUCUCCACACACCGCAAUAUCAUGAACACUUAGGAACAAACAUAUCAGGAAUUUCUCUGUCUCCGGAUGAAUUUGGUAUGUGGAGGUGCCGGCAGUGCUUAAAGACUUUCACUCAGCGGGUUCUUCUUCAAAUGCAUGAGUGUUCCCAGACCCCUGAUAAACCGUAUCAGUGCGGCCAGUGUACGCUUUCAUAUGGGACGCCGUCAGAACUCAGAAGUCACGUGGACACGCAUACCAAUGAGAAGUUGUUUAAGUGCGGGUUCUGUUCGCGCUCUUUCUCAGGGGCUACCACCUUAAACAACCACAUACGCACCCACACCGGUGAGAAGCCAUUCAAUUGUGAGAAAUGCCACAAGACAUUUUCACAAGCUAGUCAUUUAGCGAGACAUCAGCGAGUCCCUGGGGACUGUGUUCCCUGGCAGAUGGGAUAGAUUAAAAGUCAGCUUAGCUGCUGCAAAUUGAUAAACAGACUCAGCUAAAAAGCUUUCUUGCCACCCAAUUCAGAUCAUACGACUACUUUUUUGGGAGGUAAAAACUGAUAGAUUUGUAACACGGAAUUGAAAGAAAUGAUGUGUAUGCAAACAGAGAAAGUGUAACUUCCCAAAUGAAUAAUCAAACGAUCUGAUCUUAGCGGAAACAAAGAUGGGAACACGAGAGCCAAACCCGCUUCUGUUUGUAAGGAUUUGGCCCGAUCAUUCCAAUCAAUACUCAAGCGAUCGAGAAUUUAAUGAAAUCAAGAUCAGACAAUCACUGGCUCGCACGAUCCGCGCGUUCGGAUAGAACUAAGUUCGUGUUUGAGCCUGAUUCCCACUUGAUCGCCUUAAUCGUCCCAGUCGCCCCAAAACCUUGCGCAAACGAGACGUUCCAGAUUGUCACGUGACAAUCAGCCCUUAACUUACACACAGAGUCGUUCUAAUGUUUCUCAACAAAAAAUUUUAGUUAAUGAAAAGCGUGCACUUGGAAAUGGUAGGGUUUAUUUUCACACCGAGUCAGUUUAAGGUCCAUCUCUGGUUUUUUCACUGCACUAAUACAACUUAGUCAAGUUUUCCUAUAAUGUCUCUCAAAUGUCAUUCCUUACCCAGUAGCACUCAUCCACUCCGUUUCUUGAAAUAUCUAAUUUUUUUGCUGGGAAUUACUCAAGAAGAUACUCAACGGUAGAAGCAUUUAUCAUUAGGGAUAUUUUGUAUUCAAAUUGGAAUGAAAAGAGUAACAAAAAUGAGCUUUCUGUAGAAUCUUGUUUGUAUAUUUUCGAUCCGUUUAACCUGAAGGGUUACUUUCCACCGUCUAUUGGAGUUGAUGACCCCGUUUGAAUGUGCAAUAUGAUAAUUAAUUUCUCCUUGCAGUGGAUACCGUCAUCCACGACUUCCUCUAACAACUGCAAAUUGGAUGGACGAGGGUACUCUGGAAAUACGUACCAACGUAGUAACUGAAUAUACUAAACGAAAAGCGUUUUAUCUGCUUUGCAGAAAAAUAGAACAUUUACAAGUUAAGAAUUGUUUUUUCUUUUUUACAUGUCACAGGUUUCUGUGCGCCAUCAAUGUUAUUUUGUACAGUGGAAGAUUAACUAUAUACAAAGUUUAUGUCAGUUUCUAGCGCAUAUCGUCUACCCCUCUAGUGUUAACUACGUGUUUCUCAGUAACGACGACAAGGCAGUGCUCACCAAAACAAAUUAAAAAAUGCUUGAUUCAGGGCUGGAUUAA
Molecule: messenger RNA, 3444 nt
Organism: Pocillopora verrucosa
Lineage: Eukaryota; Metazoa; Cnidaria; Anthozoa; Scleractinia; Pocilloporidae
Product: putative histone-lysine N-methyltransferase PRDM6
Biological process (GO): regulation of transcription by RNA polymerase II
Cellular component (GO): nucleus
Molecular function (GO): protein binding; RNA polymerase II transcription regulatory region sequence-specific DNA binding
Source: RefSeq, a predicted model, not a curated record